Branchiostoma floridae (Florida lancelet) is the source of this 7692-nucleotide messenger RNA. RefSeq names its product von Willebrand factor A domain-containing protein 3B-like. The record is from RefSeq and is a predicted model, not a curated record. The coding region runs from base 182 to 5593 and encodes 1803 amino acids. Lineage: Eukaryota; Metazoa; Chordata; Leptocardii; Amphioxiformes; Branchiostomatidae. The transcript is spliced from 36 exons.
GCGGUUGUACCCGGGCAACGGGAAGCAGCUCAACACAAAAUCUCCGAACAUGGCUGCCUGACAUGUCGGGGUAACCAGUGGCUCCGGGGCAUAACAUAGCUCCAAGUCGGGUUUUCUCAGUAACCAGACAUUUCCCAGUGCCAAAUCUUAGUCUCUGGAAAGUUUAGAGAGAAUUUCAAAGAUGGCCACAACAUUGGAUCCGGUGAAGAUUCAAGCUUGGCGAGAAGAUCCCAAGUUUGACCUGAAGCAUCGCGACCAGCCGCCCCGGCUGGACCUGUACGAUUUCAAGACCACGGUGGACAUGAAGGUUGCCAUACCGACCCCGCCCAAGUCCACCUGGGAGCUGGACGUGACUCCGGCCAUCUCCACCCAGAAGUGGCUGACCAUGUACGGGCUCAAGAAGAACAAACUGACCAUGGGUCAGAUUCUCCCGGCCAUCGGCUUCAAGCACAGUGACGACUAUGACUAUUCACUGAAGAAGCCAGUGAGUUCCAGAUACGGAGAGGGGUUAUUCCAGAGGUUCCCAAGAAAAGACGGCAAAACAUUCAACGUAACUGUAGGCAAAGACAAGUUGAAACAGAUCGAGAGCAGACUGAUGCAGGCCAUCACCCUGUACAAGAGGAGACUGGAGUGGUUAACGUCCGAGAGUCGGCGUACGUUCGGAGUCAUCGAGGAACACUGCGUGGUUCUUGUGUUGGACAUCAAGACGAUGGACCCGGCGGAGUUUGAAAUCUGCAGGGACAUCAUCAGAAGAGUUGUCAAUGAACAGAUAGCGAAUGUCGCCAAGUUCAACCUCAUCAGAGCCCAGGAAGACCUGAGUGUGUGGCAGCCAGGAGGAGCCAUCCCGUACUCUGCAGAGAGCAGGCUGUCUGCGCUGACGUGGCUGGAGCAGAUCGACAGGAUGGCGGGGAGGUCCAAGACUUCCACUGUCGAGUCUGUCAUCAGGGCCAUGAACGAUCCUAACGCGGAGGCAGUGUACCUGUUCUAUGAGGGUGACCUGUCCAACGACACCCAGCACCUCCUGAGGCAGAAGCUGGUGGGGCAUCGCUACCCUCUCCACAUCGUCUCCUUCAACGCAACCAGUGAGCACACCACCCGCUUCCUCAGGGACCUCACCAAACUCACAGGAGGGAGGUUUCAUGCAUUCACACUUCGGGAGGGCAGGACACCGAUUGGUGGAGUUCCGCCUGGUGCAGGGGUGCGACCAGAGGUCAUUGAACUGUUUGAGGAGCUGGAGGAGGCCAGGAACACCCUAGCAGAGGUGCAGGUGCUGAUUCAAGAGGCUCCUGAUCCCAAGACACAGAUGGCUGAAGCAUACAGGAGAGGCAAAGAAAGAGUGGAGGCACGAAAAAAUAAGGGAAAUGCCACAGUGAAGCCAAGGCCUAAAGUGAAGAGUGAACAGUACAUGGGAUCAAAAGAGUGGUUAGAGAAUUAUGGCAUUGAUGCAAGGAGAAUGGACUUCUAUGAUGUGAUCUCCGGCUGCUGCUUCAAACACAGUGAUGGGGUGGUGGAGCUGAAGAAGAAACCAGGAGACCCCCACUCACAAACUGAUGCUGACACGAAAAACAAGCUGAUCAAUGCAAAGUACUGCGACCGUUUUGCCCACACCAACUGGAAGGAUGGGUCAGUGGUACAUGUACACGUCACCCCUGAGUUCCACAGGCACUAUGAGCAGAGAGUCAGCACAGUGGUACAACAGGUCCAGAGAAGGAUUGACUGGUUGCGGGAGGGCAGUCGUGAGCUGUUUGGUACUGUGAUAGAGGAACAGGUGUACCUGCUGAUUGACACCUCUGAGUCCAUGAGGGAUAGGCUCCCCUUUGUCAAGGAGAAGCUUUUCCAACUCAUGCAGGAACAAUUGAGACACAAAGCCAAGUUCAACAUCGUAAAAUUCGACACGCGGGCCAUCCCCUGGCGCGACCGCCUGGCGGAUGUGAACGAACAGAACCUGGAGAACGCGUGGCAGUGGGUGAAGGGUCUGACGGCAGGAGGAACCACAAACACACUCGCUGCCAUCAGACUAGCACUGGCUGACCACAACACACACGCUAUCUACCUGUUAACGGAUGGUAGGCCUGAUCAGCUGCCCAAGACAAUCUUGGCGCAGGUGCAGCUGCACCCCCAGGUGCCCAUCCACACCAUCUCCUUCAACUGUGAUGACAUCGAGGCCAACCGCUUCCUGGCUCAGAUGUCACAUGACACCAACGGGAGAUACCACUACUACUCCACUGAUGGGAGGGAUCCGGAGGGACCGGAACCUUUUGAGAGUGAGGAUAUCCAGCUCCUGAAGCAGGAGAUAGAACGGGCCAACAGUGACCUGGCCAAGGUGGCCCAGCUCAGGGACGAGUGUGCAAUGUUGGACUGGAAGAACUCAGGCAGCAAGGCUAUCAGGAACCAGAGACCAGACUCAGCCUCCACCAGCUCCAGUAAGUCCCACUCCCGGUCCUCCUCAGGCCCCACCCCUCCCUCCACCCAUCGCCCCUCCUCCGCCCCCUCCCACCGCAGACCCAUGACAGCCCUGGGGUUCUCCCACACCACCCCCAGCCACACGCCCAGGUCCACCCCCCGCCCCAGGACGGCCAACGGUUACCGCAGUCCGGCGCACGCCGCUCACAGCCACGCCCGACACACGCCGCGUAGGCCCAGGAGUAGGACCUCCGACCUUCAUAAGAAACCUCUCUUUGCAGGCCAAACCAAGACCAGCCUGUUACGGAGCAUGAGUGCGAUGUCCAUGACUCCCCGGGGGUUCAGCACAUCAGGAAACACAUGGAUGCUGCCAGAGACGAAGGAACUCUUCGAGAGGCAGUGGGUCAAGUACAAGGAAUCCCUGGAUGAAGCAGACAGAAUACUGGACAAGAGGAAAAAGAAAAGGAAAGCAAUAAUACCAUCACACCCACUGGACAUGUCCUCCAAAAAGUGGCUGAAGAAGCACGGCCUGGUGGCCAAGAAACUGACCAUCAUGGAUGCUCUUGCUCCAACGGCCAUUCCGCACAAAGCAAAAUAUGUGCCCAUUCUGGACAAGCAUGUGGUGUCAAAGGUCUUUGAUGAGUCCCUCCCCAUAGCCCAUGCCUCCAGCUCAGGAAAGCUGCGUCUGGUGAACCCUCAGGCUGUGGACCUGGUAGGCUAUGAAGAGAGACUACAGAAGGCUGUGGACUCAUAUAAGAAGAGAUUAGACAUGAUUGUGUGGAGGAAUCUGUCACAAGAGGAAAGAGACCAGUUUGACAGUGAGGAAGCGGUGUCCUUUCUGGAGAACCGCCACGCCAUGAUGCAGGCGCUGGACCGGUUAGGCUGGCCCCUCCCCCAGCAGGACAUCCUCCUCCUGGAGGAUGAGAUCGCGCGGGGUCAGAAAUACCUCCGACAAUCCACCGACCUGAGGAAGGCCGCGGAGAAACUGCACCAAUCAACCGAGGAGGAGGAUGAUGAUGACGACACAGCGUCCGAGACGUCCGGGGUGGAGGCAGGAGACGAGACAGAACGCAGCAGGACUGAGUUUGAGGGUUUGGGCAGUGUCUUGGAAGGGAGUGGCGGCAGUGCAGAGAAGAGCACACCUGGUUCUGGCAAGCACAGAGUAAAGAAAGUGCUGGAUAAACUUAAAGGGCACAAGGUCAUCGCAAGGAAAGAAGAAGACGGUUUUUAUUACCCUGGGAUUGUAGUCAAGUGUCCAAACUCCAGACAUGCGAUCGUUGAUUACCAUGGCAAUGGAAGGCAGCUCACGCCCACCAGAUUCGUCAUCCCUAUGGGCGGGGCCAGGGCGUGUCCUGAGCUAAGGGUUGGAGAUUUUGUGCUCGUGAAGACCACAUCAGAAGAGGACCUGGAGUGUUGGGUACCAGGGAUCGUACAGAUGACACCCCGCAGGAGGGAGGCUCAACUUAAGUUCUACACCAUCCUGCAGUUUGACAAGAAAAGGGUGACCUCUCUAAGGAAGGGCAUCAUGAAGAUUCCUAAGUCCAGAUACGUGUUUGCUUGUCGCUACAUCAAGGAUGCUCAACAGAUCAACUAUGAGAUUCCCAGUGUAGACAUUGUCCAAAGACAAGCCACUCCAGACAAAGCUGAAGACGGAGAGAGGCGACCGAAGUCUGGCCGGCGCGGGAGACACGCUAACAACGAGGACUCGGGUCACGUGGAGACCAGCAGCUCUGAGAUGAGUGGAGAGGAGGAGGAGAAGGGAGACAGUGAGAAGACUGGAUCAAGUUACUCAGAUACUGAGUCGGAGACUACCAAAACGUCUCGGUCCACGGUGCACAGUCGUGAGCGUCUGUCGGACCUGGGCACCUCUCCGUCACCCCACACCACGCCACACGUCAGCGAUGAGAAGAUUGAGGAGAUUCUGAGCCACCAGAAAACUCUGGAGGACCUGCAGAGGAAACUACAGGAACAGCAGGAGCAGCAGCUGGAGCAGCAGAAGGCUAUCCAACAAGAACUGCAGAAACUGUCGGAAGCAGUGAAGAACAAACCUGAACCCGACCCAGAACCUGAACCUGAGGCAGUGGACCACAAACCUCCAACAGAAGGAGACCUGGAGAACAUUGAAGAGGAGAAUGAUCAGGAGAGAGUCAGGGAGUGGCUGAAGAAAGGAGAGAAGGAGGGAGAAGAGAAGGAGAAGGAUAGUUCACAGAAAAGUGAGGGAAAGGAAGAAGAGACAGAGGAGAAAUCGAAAACAAAGGAGCCUAGUGAGAAAGAGGAGACUAAAGUGUCCAUGCACAUGGACCCGCAGGGGAAUGAGUCAGUCAUUAUCACUCAGGGUGAUAGAGGGCUGCUGUUCUCACGCAAACCACCAGAGGUCGUCCCUGAGAAGGCAGCCGUAGCCAGACACAGCCUGCCCAAACUCGGGCCAGGACAGGAGGUUCUGGCCAGGUGGUCUGAUGAGGGCUGGUACUACAGAGGUACUGUGAAACAAGCCCUUGGAGACGACAGUUACUACAUCGAGGACAGUGUUGGUGACAUGGAGAGGAUCUUCAGGGAAGACAUCAUCACUGAUGAGGAUGAUGCCAACAACAUCAUACAGUCUGGGGACCCGGUCAUUGGCCUCCACCCCAGCUACUCCUUCAGCUACGCCCCCGGAGUGGUGCUGGAGGUACUGCCGGACCUGUGGACCGUGGUGCGGUACUACGACGGCGCCGAGGCCAAGGUCCCCCGGGAGGAGGUGUACAAGAUGGCCACCGAGAAGUUCGAGAAGGACGUGGCGUACAUUCUGCAGUGCGAGGACAGCUGGGUGGGGCACGCCGUGGUUGCUAGGGACGACAACGAUGGAGCGUACCAUCUGGGAACUGUGAAGGAGAGAGUAGGGAAUGGUCGUCAGUACAUCGUCCAGUGGGCCAAUGAGACCAUGCAAGUACAGAGCUCGUCCUGUAUCUUCGGUGCCUUCACCAAGCGCCAUGCACUGGCACUGGGAGAUCGUGUGCUGGCCGUCGCCGAUCCCGUGGCACUCAUAUACCUCCCCGGAUGGAUCACUGGAACAAACGGGCAGAAGCUAGUGGUGAAGUUCUGCAAUGGGACUACGUCUGCCCACAUCAACCCCCGGCAGUGUUUCUGGCUGUCUCAGGAGUACUUUGACAUCGCUGUCUCUUUCUGGAAGACCAAGCAAGGGGCUAAGUAAUGGAGAAGAGGUCAUCUUUUUGGGAUCCAAUAAUUUAAUCAAGAAUUUGCCUGAGUUUCUACAGCAACUCACUAGAUGGCUCUGUUGUACCAUUCUUGAUGAUGCAGACUUUGUAUGACUACCUGCUUUGAGAUUACUCAAUGUUCGAUUAAGAUGAUAGGAAAAUGGAAACACUUGCCAAGGCUAAGCAACAAGAAUCAGUCAAUACCUCCAGACCUGUGCCAAAAUACUAGUUCAUGUAUACAGUAUGGGUAAUGAGGCUGUUUAACGUGGUUGAGGCACCUCCUCGAGCACGGGACCCCCGUACCUACUGGCUGCAAGAUACACCCGAUAUACUUUAGCAUAGCUGCAUUUUUUUUGUUUUUUGAUAGGAGGCGCUACUGUUCUGUUAAGCUGCACAAUACUUGUACUGAGAGGUAACGUUUUGGACCCCAGCUGGGUCUCUUUCCAGAAGAUCAUAAGGAAUUGUGUUGAUGGAGGUAGAACUAAGGAAUGACAUGGCAAAUCCAGAUUUAAGGCUCUGACUACAACAGAAGAUACAGUGCCAACUUUGCCAAUUGUGGCCGGGAAAAGACUGGCUGUAAAUCGAAGAUAAAGCAAACGUGGACUUUACACUCUGAAGAUUCUGUGCCAUUUCACCUGAACUGUAGGGCCCUUGAACCACCUUUCUCGUACGCUCACCUCUUUAGGAGGGGAUGUUUGAGUGAAAAAUGUUCAUAUUUUGGCAUGUGUGCAACUAGAAAGCUAAAUUCUGUCAAAGCAAACGAUGUCGUCAAUCAACUCCUAUGGUUCAGGUAGUUGACACUGUAGGCAUGGACAUCUUCAUCCUAUCAAAUAUCAUCGUUAGAAUAUCUGCAUCCAUUGCCUCAAUUGGUCAAAACUGCAUCAUGCGAUGCCGGGAUAAACUUGGCGCCCCGCAUGUAUGUGCGUUGAUCGAGGACGUUUUUCAUCGAGGGUGCCAUAAGGCACCGGUCGCCCGUACCUCACAAGGACCCUCUCCCAUUCCAUUAGGGUGGAAAUCGUUCAAUCCGGAUGCCCCGGCAGACUCCGUGUCUCCACAGAAGAAUGUGCCGGUGAAAUAGCACAGACCUGGCUGUGUUGUCUGGGGAGAAGCCUCCACCAAAACAUCGCUGCCCACCUCCCUCGUUUAGACACCACAUAAGCACGCAGUUAAAAGGGACAUAGAAAUCACAUACGGGCGGAAAAAACAGCAAAGGUCGUCAGAGGGAUUAGAAAUAAGUCUGUUAGGAGCAUGCACCAGGAAUCUGAGUGGCUUUUAAAGAAGCAUCGCAUCAACAACAACGUUCAGUUACAUCUCCCUUGUUUAUUUUAAGAUAAACUGUAGCAGGUGCAAGAAUAAUACACACUUAGUCUGCAGCAUUGGAGAAAUGUCAAUGAUUCUGCAGCUUACAACUGGGUGUGCAUCUUUUCUACAGUUGGAAAGAAAAGACUUAGUAAUACCCUAAAAGAUGAUAAUGGACAAGUUCUAAAGACUAAAAUCUUUGCCUCCCCAAACCGCAAGUAGCUAUAAGUACUUUUAAAAGUCACCACACUUGAAACAAGCCACAAGUUUGCACAAUUCAGUAGUCAGAAGGAAAUGUACAAUCGCAGCUUGCCAUAUGGCUGUUUGUACCCGCCUGUUGUAGACCCCCUACUGACCAGACAAGAAAUAAUAGGGACUUGACUAAGGCCUUUUGCUUAUAACUGAAAUAUAUAGGGGAUAGAUGUCUAAAAGCUGAGAGCUUUGCAAGUAAGUUUAGAAGCGUGGGAAUGGUGUAUUUUGGCUUUGAACAGAUCAUUUUCUGUGUGGUCACUACCUGAGAGAGGAAAUACUUCAAAAAGGUGUGAAUUGUGAAGAAGAAUGAUUGUAUAAAAGACUCAUGAUUGAUUUGAUGCGACAAAAUAACAGUCAAUCAAAAAGAUGAUGACUGAAACGUUCUUUAUCUGUAAAUGUACUGAUCUGUAACAGUUACUAUAGAAUUUACAAGAUUGGGUUGUUCUGUAAUGCAUCUAUUUUCUUGUAGAGUAACUUAUUCUUAGGCAUUGAGGCAAUAAGAUUUUUACAAAAUGGGAUUAUUAAGCUUGUAUCAAAGUAAAAG